UAGGCAUGCAUAACUCAGGAAUCUGGUGCAUCUAGCUGCAGAAUCCUCGGCGGUGCAGGCUAUAAAAAACCGCAGCAAGAAAAACACAUAUCGAAGGGCACAGUUCUACUUAUCCAGAUAGUACUAAGCAACUAAGCAAAGGUCACAACAAGCUAGCUAGUAGAAAACUUGCCCGGAUCCGAGAGUUAGGAGCUAGAAACCAUGGCAGCCCCAGCCGUCGCAACGGAAAACCACUACUACAAGAUUCCCUUCAUAACCGGUCUCGUCAUCCUGGCCGUGCUGGCCUUGUUCCUCCUCCAUGUCCUGGGCUCCUUGCGCCGGAUGUCGAGCCACAAGCUCCUCCACGGCCUCGUGUCGGGAGCCUACAUGCUCUCCUACGCUUUGGCCAGCUACACCCUGGGCCUAAUGCAGUUCUCCGAGUACUACGUCGACGAGUUCCCCGUCUGGGCUCUCUGCCUGCUCCUGCUCCUCGGCAGCACCGACAGCCUCACGGCGUGCAGCCUCAGCGACAUGGAGAACUGGAAGGGCGCCUACGUGAAUCACCUCCUCAAGGGAAUCGCGGUGAUGUACAUCAUCGUCUCCGUGGUGUACGUGAACACGGAUUCUGGAGCGGGCUACCUUCAGGCCCCGCUCUGGGCCAUCUUCUUCGCCAUCGUCCUCCAGUCGUACACUCGGCUCACCUCUAUGAGGAUGGCCAGCAAGGCGCACCUGCUUUGCCAGAAUGUCAAGCUCAUCGCAGACUACAUGAAGCACGAGCACAAUCUGCCGGUGCCGGGGCAGAAGCACGACCCAGUGACCAUGGAAGGCUACAGAUACGUUGUCGGGGGGGAGCGCAGGCAAAAGGAAAAGGAAAAUAGCAAUGGUGCGCGACCCGGGGCCCGGACGAGGACCGGGUACAGGAAGGAGGACUAUGAGAAGAUCACUACAGUGGAAGAGAUCUGGGAGUGCAAGGGGAGCCUAUUGCGCCCCGACGACUCCAAGAGGGGGCAGCGGCUCAAGGACCUCUGCCUCUCCAUGGCGCUGUCCAAGAUGCUGAACCGGAGGUUCGCUGGCUUCGAGCUCGCCGAGGCUAAGCUUGCAUUCAAGAAAACCCAUGACUUUGUGUUCGGUGUCGGUGGCCUGCUCGCCGGGGAGAAGGCGCCACACGAGCGAGCAUUCAGGAUCAUCGAGGAAGAGCUCGCUUUCGUCCAUGACUUGUACUACACAAGGUACCCUUACCUCUACCGCAAGAGCCGCAUCUUCGCGCUUGGCUUACCGGUCACCAUGGUUACGCUUUGCUCGUGGCUCACCUACGAGCUCUACGUGCAUUUCAAGCUUCUCCAGAAGACGAAAGCCACGCCCAACUCCAACACUUAUCUGCACACCACACUGGUGUUAAUGAUCGGAGUGACAUUCUUGGAGGGGUUCCAGCUGUACCUGCACAUGGCGUCAAGUUGGUUCAAGGUGGCCCUGAUCCGGAGCUACGUCACACGGAGGCAAGAAAAUAAUCCUCUAGGUCGACCGGGUCCUCAUCUUCCGGUGGCUGGACCCUCUGGGACGAAUGACACGUCGAAAACCAGAUCUGAAUCAUGGGAAGAAGGCCCUUUCUAUCAGAAAAUUGUUGGGCUCGUCUUGAGCUUGAAGGGGCUCCGGCCAUGGGAGCGCAAGAUUGGCCAGUACUCUCUCCUUGACAACUUCGAUGGCUCACGUCGCACAAGUACCUGUCUUCACCGUGUGACACUGUGCCUGCUGGACAAGGCCAAUAAGGGGUACAAGGGACAAAAGCGUGUUAGCCUGCCCGACGAAGUGAAGCAAGCAGUCAUUGCUUCUCUUGUCAAAAGCAAGGGUCACCUGAAGAACGGGGUAAAAUCGCUUGAGGAAAAUAACAUCCUUGAGAAAUUUCCAUGGGCGUGCAAGCUGGAUACCGAUGGAACGACGGCGACUCGCACCAUAUUGGUCUGGCACAUCGCUACAACCUUCUGCAAGCACCAACUUUCCCAAGACAUAGACAAGCAGCAGUUGUCCAAGCUCUCCAAAGAUGAGAGGACGGCAGUCGAGACGGCCUCCUUGGUGGCCAACAGAUUGUCAGACUACUGCGCGUACCUCGUUGCUUUCGAGCCGAACCUCUUGCCCGACCACAGCGCUGACUCGGCGUCGAUACUCCGGGAAACAAUCGCCGAAGCGCGCAGUUCUUCGCUCCAAGGAGCCAAGAAGAUGAAGGGCAAGUGUGAUGAACUUAUGAGCCUCGUCAAAGAUGCCGAUGCCGUUGCCAAUGCCGAUGCGUCCCUCGUCUUGCUGGGCGGUCGGCUAGGGAAGAAGCUGACGGAGGAAGAGCCGGCGCUGCGGUGGACGGUGCUGUCUGAAUUCUGGGCGGAGAUGAUGCUGUACGUGGCGCCGUGCGAGGACGCCCAGGCCCGGGCGCACCUGGAGGCCCUGGCGAGAGGAGGGGAGUUCAUCACGCACCUGUGGGCGCUGCUCACGCACGCCGGCGUGCUCAAGCGAGAGCAAGACCUAACGGGCGUGCUCAAGCGAGAGCGAGACCCAAUGGAUGCCGUCUGAUGGAUCCAAUCCGACCAAUUUCAUCGAUCAGCCAUGCCUUUUUAGACUAUUCUGCAUGCUAAGCUUUGUGUUUCUUUGUGUUUCUAUAGCUAGCUAGAGCUUAUUUGUUGCUUUUGUUUGCACUCUGGUAUGUCUGUUGCUCUCUGCCUUGGUCGAUCAGUUUGUUGAAAUUUCUGA
Molecule: messenger RNA, 2715 nt
Organism: Brachypodium distachyon (stiff brome)
Lineage: Eukaryota; Viridiplantae; Streptophyta; Magnoliopsida; Poales; Poaceae
Exons: 1
Coding region: 202-2538 (778 amino acids)
Source: RefSeq, a predicted model, not a curated record